GUUAAUCAUCCGUCAGCACACACUCAUGUACAUUCACAGAAUGCUGUACUAGUAAUAAUAUAAAAAAUUGGCAUCUCAUAUCAGUUUGACAAGAUUUUCACAAUACUGUCAAUUAAAAUCCAUAUGAGCAAAUUUUAUUGUAAGAAUACUACAUGUGCUGUAAAGACCAGGAUUAGUCAGUGAUGAAGAGAAGUGAAUUCUUCAUGCAGGCACAGGAACGAGUGAGGAAGAUCUCCUCUGAUCUGAGGCAUGAGGUCAUUGAUCUGGGGGGUGCAGAGAAUAUUAUUGAGCUGCGUAUGAUGAAUAAGAAAAUCAAGAACAAGGCCAGAGCUUCCGAAGGCCUAAUGGAUGUUCCUGGACUUGUUGAACCGGAGGAGUUUUUAAAAGCAGCAGCUCAGGGAAAGAUGGAAGUAGUUGAGAAGUUUCUGGAAGAUGGAGGAGAUCCAAACACCUGUGAUGAGUUCAGAAAAACGGCACUCCAUCGGGCUGCUCUGGAAAAUCAUGCUAAAAUAGUGGAAAACUUACUGAACAAAGGAGCUGAUAUCAACUUUAAAGACAGGCUGGAUUGCAGGGCUGUACAUUGGGCUUGCAGAGGUGGAAGUCUCUCAGCACUGAAAGUUCUUCAGGACAGGGGAGCUGAUAUCAACGUCAGAGACAAACUGCUUAGCUCACCUUUACAUGUGGCCACACGUACAGGUCACAGCGACGUGGUCCAACAUCUUCUAGACAAUGGGAUCAAUAUUAAUGCCAAAGAUUGGGAAGGAGACACAGCUCUACAUGAUGCUGUCAGAUUAAAUCGUUAUAAAAUUGUAAAGCUCCUCAUACUGGCAGGAGCCAAUAUGCAGAUCAAGAAUGCUGAGGGCAUUACAGCCACUGAACAGGUGAAGCAAUGGCAGUUUGACACCAAGGAGACACUGGAGAAACUGGAACAGAUGAGGGAGGUUGGUCUGGCCUGACAGACACAUGGAGAUGCAUUGGAUUCAUUAGAGCCGCUGUGAACAGGUGCAUGGCUGAGAACAACCCCACCUCUGCCUGAGUAACUAUUUGCUUUCUGUGUUAAUUAGUGGUGAAAAGUACCUGUCCUCACUCAGUAUACUGGAUGAAUGAGGGCUUAGAAAAGAGUUUCAUUGAUUUUUUUAAUAAAAAAAAAAUGAGGCUUAUAUUUUAAUAAAACCAUAAAAUAUAAUAUUUUUGUAUUUUAAAAGGCAUUGCGUUGAUCAGAUUAUAUAC
Messenger RNA from Ctenopharyngodon idella (grass carp), 1230 nucleotides. RefSeq names its product ankyrin repeat domain 2 (stretch responsive muscle) (gene ankrd2). Lineage: Eukaryota; Metazoa; Chordata; Actinopteri; Cypriniformes; Xenocyprididae. Gene Ontology annotation, biological process: regulation of transcription by RNA polymerase II. The record is from RefSeq and is a predicted model, not a curated record. The transcript has 7 exons. The coding region runs from base 183 to 956 and encodes 257 amino acids. Gene Ontology annotation, molecular function: RNA polymerase II-specific DNA-binding transcription factor binding. Gene Ontology annotation, cellular component: nucleus.